UACUGCAUGUUGGUUCGUAUAAUUGGACAGAUGAUCGUUCUGUAACUUGUUCUUCUGAAGCUGAUAUUUGUUAUAUGAUAUCUCAAGAAAACACGAACUUCUAUCUACACACCAGAGUAUCCACCCAUGGUAGCUGAUGAUUUGCCAGACUCGAGUUUGUCGUCUGCAUUGGAUGGUGCGACGUUGUCUAUACUGAUGGAGUACUUCAUGAAGCUGCUUUAGUUGUGGCCCAAGAGCGCAGGCACGUCAAAGGAGUAUACCAAUUAUGAUUGAUGCAGAAAGAAAAAUAGAAGGGUUGGAUGAGCUUCUGCACUUGGCAACACAUUGUUUUCUCAACAAGAUUUCCAAAGAUAUGGAACGAGGCUCCUCUAUAGCAGGCGGACUAAUUUCCAUGCUUUUAAAGUUGCCAAGUACCAAAUUUGUAAUUGCUACAUUGGGAGAAGAUGGCUGCGUAAUGAUAGAAAGAGCAGAAACUGGGGAUAUCCAGCCUGAAGAAGUUGAUAUUGAUGACUUGUUUGAAAAAAAGCAGAGUAUUGAUACUACCUCAACCCUGCCAACAUGCAAAACCUCGGUAUGUAGUUUGCCCUUCAGUUGUGAGAUUUUCUUGCUCAAUGCAGAUAGAAAGUUUGAUGGUAAUGCG
Solanum tuberosum (potato) is the source of this 640-nucleotide messenger RNA. RefSeq lists its product as uncharacterized. The annotation marks the transcript as partial. NCBI's taxonomy places the organism in Eukaryota, Viridiplantae, Streptophyta, Magnoliopsida, Solanales, Solanaceae. The record is from RefSeq and is a predicted model, not a curated record. The transcript is spliced from 4 exons.